GCUCCGCUGGCAUUUCCUGCCACACCGCUCAACUCAACAGCUGGAUGCGGACGGACGGGCAGCUGGAUGCGUUAGUGCACCGCUAACUACAGCAACGCUGCUCCACCGCGCCUCAACCACCGCCUUUAUAUGCCUCUGCCUGCACACACCAGCGCUAACUCACACCCAGCGGCGCGCGCUCGGCUUUUAACCCGGUUUAACUCUCGAGAUCUAGCGUCCGCUGCUGUUUUAACCGCAUUGUUUAAAUCCCGCCGCCUAACCGAAACCGUGUGCGCGCGGGCGUCGCUAGCUAACGGUAACUAGCUUUAACUACUUUAUUUUGCGGUCUCGUGCUGUUUAAAACCGCUAACGCUAGUUAGCAGCUGGCAGUUGCUAGGGGUGACUGACUAGCAAAAACAUCUAGUUAGAUUAUUAGAUAACGUUUAGUCCAGUUAAGUUUAAGUUAAGAUAGUUAACUUUUUAGAAUAUAUUUGGGGAAAUAGCUUGAAAUACCCUUUUAUCCUGUUUUCUGAGUGAACGACUUGUGGCGUAAGAAAUGUAGGUUUAACGUUAGCUAACCUAACGUAGCUAGCGUUAGCUAAUAUUGACGUGAUACCCCGAAAACUACCCAGCCAGCUGGGGUCUGGACAACUGCCUAGCUAUCCAUCUAUCCCUAUGUUAGGUUAGCUACAUUGGCUAGCUAGCAAACUAACGUAGCUAACCUAAACGAUCUAACCUAUCUAAUUAGCUAAGCUAGUUAGUUAACCUAGUUAACUAUUAACGUUAAACGUAAAAACAAACGUAAUUAUCUAGCCUAACUAGAGUUACAGAAGCUGAAAGUGUUGUGAAACUGGUGUGAAGGAGCCUGGUGUGCUCUGGGAUGGAGUCAUUUGGAUACAGCUAUAGUUAGCUAGCUAAGCUAGCCUGCUAGCUUCAUUUCUGACUGCAAGGGGCGAAGUUACAACAUCAACAUCAUCGACGGUAGAGAAAAGACUGUCAGGCUGGCAGGCGGGAUGAAGGAAGAGAACUUGUUCCGUAGGCGCUUCUCAUUGUGUCCAACAGCUACCUCUCCGCCUAAGAUUGACCCGCGCCUGCUCACUCGUAACCUGUCUUACGGAGGGGACAAUGAGCUGUACCCGCUCAGCCCAGGUGAGUCGGAGAGGAACGGAUUGCCCCUGCUGAAAGAUGAAGUCAGCCCAGCCCAGUCUCCUGGCAGUGCUUCAGAAUCAAAGAUGUUCAUAGGUCUGGACAAGGACAGCUCCUCGCCCACUGAAAAGCUGGCCAGGAAGGAGUCUCUAAAGGUUCAGAAAAAGAACUAUCGUCAGGAGAAGAAGAGGGCAGCCAAAGAGUUAUUCAGCGCUCUCAAGGAUCCCAGUGUGGUCAUAAUGUCAAACUGGUUAAAGAUCCGGGGAACGUUAAAGAGUUGGACAAAGCUAUGGUGUGCACUAAGGCCUGGGGUCCUCCUGAUCUAUAAAACUCAGAGCUCAGAGCACUGGGUGGGCACAAUCCUUCUUAACGCCUGCAAGCUGAUUGAAAGGCCUUCAAAGAAAGAUGGCUUUUGCUUUAAACUCUACCACCCAUUAGAUAAAUCCAUCUGGGCCAUGAAGGGUCCUAAAGGAGAGACAGUUGGCUCUAUCACACAGCCUCUUCCUAGUAAUUACCUGAUCUUUAGAGCUGCAUCUGAGUCUGAUGGCCGCUGCUGGAUGGAUGCAUUGGAACUAGCCCUCAGCUGCUCUAGUCUGUAUAAGCUGACCACAAAGACCUGCAGGGAUGGAGACCUGAGCAGCUCCUCUGAAUCCUCUCAUAUACUCCAGCUACUGCAGUCCACUGCCCUCAGUGACCAUGAACUGCUACAGCUGAAUGACUCAAUGCUGGAAAAUAACCAUAUGGAGAAUGACGGCCUCUCUGACAAAUCUGAGAGAGAGGCCCAUGACGACUCAGAUAAUGCAGCCAAUGAAAACGGGGGACGAUUAACUGAAGAGAGUGAUAUGGACCAAUCAGAUGACCUUUCACCUUGCCUCCAGGCAACGUCCUACGUAGAACAGGGUCUUGAAGAGAUGGGAGAGGCUGGCGAGGCAUCUCAGGUGGAGACAGUGUCAGAAGAGAAUAAAGGGCUAAUCUGGACACUUUUGAAGCAGCUUAGGCCUGGCAUGGACCUGUCCAAAGUCGUUCUGCCCACCUUCAUUUUGGAGCCACGUUCCUUUCUGGACAAACUCUCUGACUAUUACUACCACGCCAGCUUAUUAUCCCAGGCAGUCUUAGAGGAAAGCCCAUACUGCAGGAUGAAGCAGGUCUUGCGUUGGUACCUGUCAGGCUUUUACAAGAAGCCCAAGGGGCUGAAGAAGCCAUACAACCCAAUACUUGGGGAGACAUUCCGUUGCUGUUGGCUACAUCCUCAGACUGACAGCUGUACCUUUUACUUAGCAGAGCAGGUGUCUCACCAUCCCCCUAUCUCUGCCUUCUACGUGAGCAAUAAGAAGGAUGGCUUCUGUAUUAGUGGCAGCAUCCUGGCCAAAUCCAAGUUCUAUGGGAACUCUCUGUCAGCUAUACUGGAUGGAAAAGCCAAACUAUUGUUUCUAACUCGUGAUGAGGAGUAUGUGAUUACCAUGCCCUACGCUCACUGUAAAGGAAUUCUGUAUGGUACCAUGACUCUGGAGCUUGGAGGAAAGAUCACCAUUGAGUGUGAGAAGACAAAGUACUGUGCUGAACUUGAAUUUAAAUUAAAGCCUUUCCUUGGCAGUUCGUGUAAUGUUAAUCAGGUUUCUGGAAAGAUCCGUGUGGGAGAGGACGUGUUGGCUACAGUAGAAGGACACUGGGAUGGGGAGGUGCUUAUCUAUGAAAAGAAAACUGGCCAGCAGGAGGUGCUGUGGAACCCAACACCAGAAGUUCGCAAGCAGAGGCUGAGAAGACAGGUGGUUCAAUUUGACCAGCAGGGGCUCAAGGAGUCUGAGAGGCUGUGGAAGCAGGUGACUAUUGCAAUUAACACUAAGGACCAGAACAAAGCUACUCAAGAGAAGUUUGUUUUGGAAGAGGCACAGAGGCAAGAGGCACGAGAAAGAGGAGAUCGGCCCUGGAAGCCACAUUUCUUCACUCUGAACCCCGACACCAAUGAGUGGCAGUACAAACACACAGACGCUAAGCCGUGGGACCCUGACUGCUGCCUGCUUCAAUUUGAGAAAGAUGGCAUCAUCCAGACCAAAGAGAGGCGCCGACGUCAACGCAAUGGCUUCACCUACAGUCAAAGCUGGGCCAGACAACAUAAGGGCCAGGUGAAUGGAAAGCACAGGAAGUCGAGCAGUCAGCCAUCCAGCUGUAGUCAGAACACAGAAAGCAGCAGUAGCACGCCAGAGCCCACACAUGAGUCCUCAGACAAUGAAGGUUUUGUGGGCCAGUGUGCCAGGUGCAAUAAAGAAGUGAAGGACCUUGCUCUCAUCGAAGCCUCGAUAGCAUCAAUACAGAAAACACAGCAAGACAUUCAGCGGAACCUGGGUGCCCUAAGUCGUCAGCUGACCCGACGGACAGAGGAGAGCGUGUCUCUGAGUGGCCGUCACUGCCUCGUUCUUUGCAUUCUGGUGUUCGUGCAGCUCCUCAUUAACUAUGUCUUCACUUAAGAGACCAAUCGCCUAGUUGCUUAGAGACAGACACAGCUGUCGCUUAGCAAUAAACACAGCCAAACUGCACCACCACACAGCUCCUGAAUGGCUCACUCUGAUCGUAGCUACACCAACAAGCACUAAGCACUUCAAAAACAUGAAGAGAAAAAGACUCUUUUUUUAAAUCAAAUGAAAAAAUGAAGAAAAAAAAAAGCUAUUGGAGUGAAGUGUAAAUGUUGCCAUGUCACUCUUGCUUAUGGGCGUUUUUUUUUUUUUAUAAACCUUUGCAAUACUGUUGUGUUUUUGGUCAUGUUCAGGCCCUUUGGGCAGCUAAGGUGUGUGAUUGCGUGUGAGUGUAUGAGAGAGAAUGAUUGUCUGUAUGUGUGUAUUAAUACCUUUGUUUCCCGCUCCACUUCAUGAUAAUGGGCCUUAAUGCUGACGCCAAAUAGAAGAGGGGAAAUUGAGAAGAAUAAUCAGUGGAAGGAACCCACCAGUGCAGUUGUGUGCUUUUGUCUAAACGUCUUAUCAAACUGACUACAAUUCAUCUUUAAAUAACGAUUUAACCAAAACAGUAUUUCCCAGUUAGAACAACAUCUGUUUACAUGCCUGUUUCUGCACCCUGCACACCAAGCAAAUUGAAUGCACUCUGUUGCCAAACAACACAGACUGUGUUGUUCUGGAUGAAGGAAUGAAUAAAUUUGUCAUUUGUCAGCAUGAAACUACAAUGCACAAUCAGCCAUUGGCCAGAACACGAAUCCACUAGACUGCUGUUGCUAAUGGGUUUGGCCAGUCUUUACAGGGACAUCCAGGAUCCUUAAGGACCUAAACCUUACUGGUCCCACUAUUGGCUUUGAAGUGUGGAUGAAGUGCAUGAUUAGAAAAAGGAUAAAGAAGCUUUGACUUUGAAAUGUGAACAAUUCUGUAUAUAUUUGGAACAAAAUGCCAUUUCAAAAGAAAUCAAGAAUGUAUUUAUUUGAUUUGUUCCUUUUUAUUUCAUACAGUUUAAAAAAAAAAUGCAUCACUCUCAUUCAGGUUUUCUGGGAGCAAUAUGGUCACUGUUCUUCCAUGACGUUUGGGAAACAGAGAGACUGUGGUACAGAGGCAAGCUGCUCUCUCUGCGGCCUGAAUAAUGUACAUAUACUAGAUGAGUUGUGAAGGCCACAUUGUGGUUCGAGUUUCAGCACACAGAUUUUCCACUUCCUCAUGUAAUAUUAUUAAGAUUAGUGUGCCUGUUCACCUUAAGCAUGUCUCAGAUCAUCAUACAGCUCCGUGGAAGCUCAGAGGAGUGAAUGGAGAGACAGCCGGCUAUGAAUGCUUUGUGUUCUGUAUUUUUUACACUUUACAGCACUCUGUAAAACUGUUCUAAAUGGAAAAAAUAUACCAAUGGCUCACUGAUCAUGUCAAUAGUUAAUGCAUAUUGCAGCACUACAGUAAACUUUUACAUUUUGA
Molecule: messenger RNA, 5021 nt
Organism: Astyanax mexicanus (Mexican tetra)
Lineage: Eukaryota; Metazoa; Chordata; Actinopteri; Characiformes; Acestrorhamphidae
Gene: osbpl5
Product: oxysterol binding protein-like 5
Exons: 22
Coding region: 993-3590 (865 amino acids)
Biological process (GO): phospholipid transport
Cellular component (GO): intracellular membrane-bounded organelle; cytosol; membrane
Molecular function (GO): sterol binding
Source: RefSeq, a predicted model, not a curated record